This is a messenger RNA of Botrytis deweyae, 210 nucleotides long. RefSeq lists its product as uncharacterized. NCBI's taxonomy places the organism in Eukaryota, Fungi, Ascomycota, Leotiomycetes, Helotiales, Sclerotiniaceae. The record is from RefSeq and is a predicted model, not a curated record. Bases 1 to 210 code for a protein of 69 amino acids. The transcript has a single exon.
AUGAAGGAACAGGCCAAGGAACAGACGUCGACAAUUUCAAAACCGGACGCGGUAAUGAAUGUUGAGCAGUCUUCUGGGAAGGAUUUGUUUGAAUUUAGAGAAUUUAGUAAGGUUAGGGUGCAUGGGAAUUCUUCUGUGAAGGAUAGCGAUAUAUUUGGGGAAAAGUCCUUGGACGGACAUUGGAGUAUGGCGUUGGAGGAUGAUCAAUAA